Messenger RNA from Acytostelium subglobosum LB1, 324 nucleotides. RefSeq lists its product as hypothetical. Gene Ontology annotation, biological process: mRNA splicing, via spliceosome; nuclear-transcribed mRNA catabolic process. NCBI's taxonomy places the organism in Eukaryota, Evosea, Eumycetozoa, Acytosteliales, Acytosteliaceae. Gene Ontology annotation, molecular function: RNA binding. The record is from RefSeq and is a predicted model, not a curated record. Gene Ontology annotation, cellular component: U2-type prespliceosome; Lsm1-7-Pat1 complex; U12-type spliceosomal complex. The transcript is spliced from 3 exons. The annotation marks the transcript as partial.
UACAAAUACAUACAUACAUAUACAAUGUCGACACCAAUGGCAUCAAAGAAGGAGUCUAUUCUUGACUUGCAGAAGUUCAUAGGAAAAGGAUUAAGCGUCAAGUUUACAGGUGGUCGUGAAGUACAAGGUAUAUUGAAAGGAUAUGAUCCUCUGGUCAACAUAACAUUGGAUCAAUGCGAAGAGUUUAUCAGAGAUCCAAAUGACCCAUUGAAUGUCACAAGCGAGAAGAGAUAUCUAGGUUUAGUUGUUUGUAGAGGAAGCAGUGUGAUGAUGGUCUGUCCAAUGGAAGGAUGCGAGGAGAUUGAGAACCCUUUCCUUCAAGAG